Physcomitrium patens is the source of this 3339-nucleotide messenger RNA. RefSeq lists its product as uncharacterized. Gene Ontology annotation, biological process: regulation of DNA-templated transcription; ethylene-activated signaling pathway. Lineage: Eukaryota; Viridiplantae; Streptophyta; Bryopsida; Funariales; Funariaceae. Gene Ontology annotation, molecular function: DNA binding; DNA-binding transcription factor activity. The record is from RefSeq and is a predicted model, not a curated record.
CCUUGUGAAUCCAAAUAAAUUCCUCUAAUACUUUUUCUCCCCUUACAUUUCGAUAAUCUAUGCUCUAUAUUAACCAACCUAUCUUUUCUUUCUUUUCAUUAUUCUCUCAGAACUCAACACAAAUCCUAUAACAAUAUAAAAACCCCAAAUCCUGUAAUCCACCAUAAAGAGACAAAUCAGGAUGCUUGUAAAAAGAAAGUUAAAGUGAGGAGCUGAUUCAAUAUUUUCUCGAAAUUAUUUUUCUUCACCAAUAAUAUCGUUUCCAAAGGUACAUGGCAAUACUAAAUAAUCUUGGUUCAACCUCAGCCUCCCGAACGAAUCUCAUCCGACGAAUGUUCGAAAGACAAACGGAUGGAUGAACUCUGUCCAUAAGUGCGAGACAAUAUCCCCGAGAUUGGCCACAGUUACCGAAAGGCUAUGCGGUAGAGGAGAAAAGUCUGCUGCUGCAGUGGAGAAGUGGGCAAAUUUGCAGAAGAAUGCUGCUGACGAUGGGAUCGCGCAUUCGAGAGGGUGAGCAAUGGAAGAGAGGAAGAGAAAGAGUAAAAGAGAGAGCAGCGCAAAACCUACAAAUUGUGUCAAGACAACCACCAACACACGAGGUAAGAAAGAAGAACGCGUGAGAGAGAGUCAAUGGCGUCAGUGUGGGGAACCCAUCGCUGCGAGAGACCCUGAACUGCAUGUAUCGCGAGAUGGAAGCCUCUACUUGGUGAACAAGUAAGAUUCGUCUGGAAGAGGUAGCGGCAGGUGCAUGGGGGCGAAGUGGCAUGGGACCCCCCCCCCCCCCCCCGCGAAUAGCUUCAUUCGCCGCCGGUUGACGGAGGAGGUGCCAGCGAGUGAGGCGAGUGGAGGAGAGUGAGUGAGGGAGGUAGGGAUUGAGUCAGUGGACAUGAAUGUCGUUGUUGGGUUUGGGAAGCAAGGGGCAGCCUUGACCCAAGGUAGAAAAACCAAGGCAAAGGGGGGGUGAGUCAGUGUGGAGUGCGGCGCCGUGUAAAGGAGAGCAGUGUAUUGGGGGGCAAGACUUUGGAAUUCAGCAGCGACCAAUCUGUGCUCCUCAUUUAUAACUACCGAGGGCUACUCGUUGUCUUGUUGAGAGUGUUAAAUCCGUUUGAUGAGUCUCAAAUCCAACGUGCAGUGGCACUAGUGCGCCACGACGAGCGUGUAUAUGAAAGGGUGGUUGUGAGAGUAGAGGUGAGUGGCCUGGAGUGGCGAACGAUGAAUUGAAGGGUUGGAAUUGGAACUGGAAUUGAGUUUCCUCCCUUUGUAAGCGAAUAGGUGAAACAUAAAUAAACCAAAUCUGCAUUUUGUGGGAACAAAUUUCCUUGCAGUGUGAAGGGUGUGCGUGUGUUGGUUUGGUUAGUUAUUUGUAGUGGUAUUUUGUUCCGUGUAGGGUUUCUGCUUUGUGUGGUCAAGAAGGGUGAUUUGUGUUGGUUUUUGAGUGGGAUGUCACAAUGGGGAGCGAAAUGCAUUUCGAUUUAUUGAAACCAACUUGAACGAGGAGAGAUUUUUUUAGUUUUUGUUCGUUUAUUUAAUUCUUUUAUUUUUAUUUUCACUUUUAAAAAAUCUGUUUGAGUUUGCGCGUGUGUGAGAGAGAUUAAGCAUCAGAAAGUUGAAACUAGGAGGGAUUUGUUAAUUGUUUUUGACUGUAAGAACGGAGUCUAUAUCAUCGUUAUUGAGAAUGAAUAUUUUCAGUUUCGCAUCAACAAUGAGAAGCAGAGGGAUUUUGAAAAGAAAGGACACGGGCCUAGACUGCGUCAUAGACGAAGAAGUUUUGCAGCAACCGCAGCAAGCAUCGUUAGAUGCAUUCAGGUCGUACGCUGUGAAUCGUGAUCCUUUAGCAGAAUUUGCCGUCAAAAGAUUGUCAAACAAGGAACUAUCUGCUGGCUGUGAAACCUCCUCAGCGGCACAUCAUGGAGCGGGGUACCCGCUAUUGAAGCGAGCGCGCUCAGAGGAGAUUGCUCGAUUUGAGGAACAGAAGAAGCCCUGCCACCGAGCUUGGUUGCUUGCCAACCAGUUGCGACAUUCUCUUGGCCCUAACUUCGCCGAGACCAUCGGUCAAGUUGUGAAAAAGGAAGACGGCUUGACCACCACAUCAUCAUCGCGUCUUGCCUGGUCCUCACAAUCUCCAUGUAAUAAAAUUUCUUUAGCACCAGAAUCAAAUGCAAUCGACCCGCAUUCAUUCCGUGUUCGUGCAAAGGAGCCCAACGUUUGGUCAGACAAGCAGAAUCAAUAUAAUCCAAGAGGACGACCUGCACCACCUCUAUUCGACGAGCCUACCACUCAACCGCCUCUUAACGCCAAUGACUCAGAGGGUGCCGGUCUGCACAAAGAGCACCUUGUGGACAAGUCGACUGCACCUCCACUCGCAUCAGCCCUCGCUAAGCGAAUUCCGCUGAGGCGCACGCGGCGCCGAUUUCCGGAGGCAGACGCCAUGGGGAUCACUAAACCCGAGCAGGCGAGCAAACCAGCGUCAAUCAUGAACGCGCAUAUCUCUUCCACACCCCAAAGCGGAUUGUUCACCCAGGCAUCGCAGUGGAAGGUGGAGCGUGGCACUCCGCACUAUCGUGGUGUUCGGCAACGGCCAUGGGGAAAGUUCGCAGCCGAGAUUCGAAAUUCUGCUAGACAAGGACAGCGCGUCUGGCUGGGCACAUUCGAUACAGCGGAGCAAGCAGCUAGGGCUUACGAUGCCGCCGCGUUCGAAAUGCGAGGAUACCGAGCGCUUCUCAACUUCCCGUUGGAAGCUGCACUUUCUGAAUUACUACCUCCUCCUCCUCCUCCUCCUCAACUGGAGAAGCAAAUCUUAGAGCUCAAAGCCUCAUCAAUUAUCACCAACUCUUACACGGAGGAUUCUGAAAUGAUCGUCAUAAGGACGGAGUGUCCAUCUCCUCCCCCCGCUGCAGCAGACCCAAUUGCAUCCUCAGCUGGCUUGGAGUUGCAAGAUCUCGGGACAGAUCUCCUCGAGAACCUGUUGUCAAUUACGCAUCCCGAACUGGAUUCGGGCCCUGCGUCUCCUCAGCCAAGCUUCGACGGAUGCCUCUCAUUCUUCGCUGACUUCGGCGGCGGCGGCGUUUCUCCAGCCCUCCUCGCAUGAUCUUUGCCAGGGUGCUCUUAAUCUUUCUAUUGUUACGAUGAUCAAAAAGCUCGCUGUAGUACGAAUCGUAAUCAGCCGAAAGCAACCUGCAAUUCACACAUUGAUCUCUCCAGAAUUAGAGCCAAAUACUUGCAGUUUUGCUGAGAUGAUUAAUUAAAAAUACGUCAUAUGAUGUGUAGAGCACACUGUUUAUUUCCUCUUAUCAAUUUGUUCACACCGGAAAAUUUCCACUACGCAUUGUUCUACCGGGA